AAGUGCAGAAAAAGGAGUCAUCACUGGAAUGUAAUCACGGUGAAAAGUUCCGUACGGAUGACUUGGUUCUAAGUAAUGGAAUACAUGAUCAUACCAAAGUCACAGGCAAUAUCAUGCUGCAACCUGGUUACUUAAAUGCUCAACACCUAUUAUAUCCUAUAUUUGACAAGCCAUCCAGUAAGAAUGUGACCUGCUUUCCACAUGCAAGGGAAUCUAUGGAGAAACUUUUUUUGGACUUGGAGUUGGUUAAGCUCACAAAAGAAGAUGAAGAUAGCGCUAGUGACCUUUCCGAUUCAGAGCGACUUCCCAUCCCACCUUCCCCCCUUGCACCUCCAGAGCUCAACUUACGUGCUGAAGAGAUCAGUCCAGCCUAUUUUAGUGAUUAUUUUCAACCCAAGGGCAAAGAUUAUGACUAUCCAGAUUUUCUUCCUCCUCCAUACAACUCGUGGAACCUUAGUGAGGUCUCUGCAUUUGUAAACAAGGAAGGAAAAAACACAGUGCAAGCAACACCUUCAGGAUUUCUAGAGCGAUAUGUUGACCGUCUUCUUCAGCUAGAAUGGUUACAGUUGCAAACCGUACAGGCAGAAAAAGCAAAAACAAUGAAAACGAGGCCUCAAACAGCACCCGUUUUUUGUGGUAAUGGGAAAUUUUUAGGAAAGAGUAAGUCUUGGCACAGUCCUUCACCUAGCAAACAAAAUUCUAAUCAGGAUAAUGUUUUUAAAAAGACUUGUGCGCAAGAGAAAAGCUCCCAGAGAAAAUACCCCCAGCGUGAGAUCUCUGAUCUAACAUGCUCUCGUAAAAGCCCCUCAAAAGCUCUCGGAUCAGUGGAUGUACCAACAUCUGUGUUCAAACAGACCCAGGACGUGAGAGUUGUCACAAAGAAAAAAUCUGCACUGAAUAACCAGCAAACUAAGGAUUCAUCAGCAUUUGGAGGUAGCUCAAAGAUGCACAGUGCUGGCAAUCUUAGACCUUCUUCAAAACAGAGCUCUCUUUCUAACCAUUUGCUAAGUGCUCCAAAGCAGGCAAAGUCCUGUAAAUCGAAGAAAAUGAGUUGUCAGCCAGCAGCUCUGCUGGAUACAGAUUGCAGCACCGCAAAAAGAAAUGGAAAACCCAAUCACUCUCCUUCCUAUAAAAUGAAGUGA
Messenger RNA from Nanorana parkeri, 1142 nucleotides. It is a transcript of the gene FAM217B, whose product is annotated as family with sequence similarity 217 member B. The coding region runs from base 114 to 1142 and encodes 342 amino acids. The record is from RefSeq and is a predicted model, not a curated record. NCBI's taxonomy places the organism in Eukaryota, Metazoa, Chordata, Amphibia, Anura, Dicroglossidae. The transcript has a single exon.